Messenger RNA from Elephantulus edwardii (Cape elephant shrew), 2751 nucleotides. RefSeq names its product Dab, mitogen-responsive phosphoprotein, homolog 2 (Drosophila) (gene DAB2). The coding region runs from base 436 to 2751 and encodes 771 amino acids. Gene Ontology annotation, cellular component: plasma membrane. The transcript has 14 exons. NCBI's taxonomy places the organism in Eukaryota, Metazoa, Chordata, Mammalia, Macroscelidea, Macroscelididae. Gene Ontology annotation, biological process: receptor-mediated endocytosis; positive regulation of endocytosis; negative regulation of canonical Wnt signaling pathway. The record is from RefSeq and is a predicted model, not a curated record.
CCAGCGAUCGCCCCCAGCUGGCGGGGCUCGCGGAUCCGCAGGGAGCCGAGUCCCGGUGUGGCAGGCUUGCGAGUUAAUAAACAGUUAAGUUUGGAAGACUCAGCAGACACGUUGAGGGGGAGUUACCAAGCCCAGGCAGCAAAAACAUCCCGGCACAUUCCUGGGGAGUCCUCAGCUGCCAGCAUCUGAUUAGAACCACAUCUCUCGCCGGGAGUGGCCGCGCCGCUCCAAGCUCCCGGCUCGCUGCUACUUAAGCGGCUCCCCGUGCGCCGCGCUGCAGCCUUCAGGCUCCGGGACGCCGAGUCAUGCUCGCCUCGCAGCGGCGCUAGCUAGCGUGUGUCUGUAGGUGAUGUUCAUGUGAGACCUCUCCAUCAGGAGUCGCCUGGUGCCGUUAAGUGUCUGCUGGAGCUGGGUUCUGAUACCUGACCUUUUGCUAUGUCUAACGAAGCAGAAGCCAGUACAACCAACGGUCAGCCAGACCAACAGGCUGCACCAAAAGCACCAUCAAAGAAGGAAAAAAAGAAAGGCUCUGGAAAGACUGAUGAGUAUCUCUUGGCCAGGUUCAAAGGUGAUGGUGUAAAAUACAAGGCAAAGCUAAUUGGUAUUGAUGAUGUGCCAGAUGCAAGAGGAGAUAAAAUGAGCCAAGACUCUAUGAUGAAAUUAAAGGGAAUGGCGGCUGCCGGUCGGUCUCAGGGACAACACAAGCAAAGGAUCUGGGUCAACAUCUCACUUUCUGGGAUAAAAAUAAUCGAUGAGAAAACUGGGGUAAUAGAGCAUGAACAUCCAGUAAAUAAAAUUUCUUUCAUUGCCCGGGAUGUGACCGACAACCGAGCAUUUGGUUAUGUAUGCGGAGGGGAAGGGCAGCAUCAAUUUUUUGCCAUAAAAACAGGACAACAGGCUGAGCCAUUAGUGGUUGAUCUUAAAGACCUUUUUCAAGUUAUCUACAAUGUGAAGAAAAAGGAAGAAGAAAAGAAAAAGACUGAAGAAGCCAACAAAACAGUAGAGAAUGGAAGCGAGGCACUAAUGAAUCUUGAUGACCAAGCUCCCAAACUGAAAUUGGGUGUUGACCAGAUGGAUUUGUUUGGGGACAUGUCUACACCUCCUGACCUAAAUAGCCCAACAGAAAGCAAAGAUAUCCUGUUAGUGGAUCUAAACUCUGAAAUCGACACCAAUCAGAAUUCUUUAAGAGAAAAUCCAUUCUUAACAAAUGGCACCGCCUCCUACUCUCUUCCUCGACCAAAGCCUCAGGCCUCCUUCUUGCCUGAAAAUGCUUUUUCUGCCAAUCUCAACUUCUUUCCCACCCCUAAUCCUGAUCCUUUCCGUGACGAUCCUUUCACUCAGCCAGACCAAUCGGCACCCUCUUCGUUUGAUUCUCUCAAAUCUCCAGAUCAGAAGAAAGAGCAUUUGCGUAGCUUGUCCGCUCCACUGAGUAAUGGGCCCCUGAAUGGUGAUGUUGAUUACUUUGGUCAGCAGUUUGACCAAAUUUCUAACCGAACUGGCAAACAGGAGGCUCAGGCAGGCCAGUGGCCUUUCCCGAGCACGCAGACCCAGCCAGCAAUGAGAACUCAGAACGGGGUAUCCGAAAGAGAACAGAACGGCUUCCAUAGCAAAUCCUCCCCGAACCCUUUUGUGGGAAGCCCAGCCAAAGAACUGUCAGUACCGAAUGGCGUAAAGCAGGACUUGGAAAGCCCUGCCCGGCCCUCACCACAUGACUCCAUAGCCAUUAUCCCACCUCCACAAAGUACCAAACCAGGAAGAGGCAGAAGGACUGCUAAGUCUUCAGCAAAUGACUUGCUCGCAUCAGACCCCUUUGCUCCUCCUGCCUCAGAAUCCCCAGGACAGAUGUCACCUACAGGACAACCUGCAGCCCUACAAACCAACCCUCUGGAUCUCUUUAAGACGGGUGUUUCCACCCCGGUGGGGCCCCUUGCCGGUCUAGGUGGUAUACCAGUUACACCUCCUCAGGCAGGACCGUGGAACCCACCGUCUUUAGUCUUCAAUCAAUCCGCUUCAGUGGUCCCAGGAACCAUGAUGAGUGGUCAGCCUUCAGGAUUUGGUCAGCCUCUGAUUUAUAGCGCCAGCCCACCUGUGCCAGGCUGGAACCAGCCUUCAUCCUUUGCAGGCUCAACUCCACCUCCUGGCCCAACUGUGUGGAAUCCUUCACCAUCUGUGGCACCCAAUACUUGGCCAUCCACGACCUCUCUGGGGAAUCCUUUCCAAAGCAAUAUAUUCCCAGCUCCUGCUGGGCCAUCCCAGCACCCUUCUAUGCUCUCCUCUCUUCUGGUCACUCCUCCUCAGCCUCCUCCCAGAACUGCCACUCCAAAGGACAUCUCCAAUGAUGCCUUCACUGCCUUGGACCCUCUUGCGGAUAAAGAAGUCAAAGAGGUGAAAGAAAUGUUCAAGGACUUGCAACUAAAGCAUCCGCCUGCAGUGCCCGCGAGGAAGGGAGAGCAGGCUCCCUCUGGGGCUUCAAGUGCCUUCUCCAGUUAUUUCAACAGUAAAGUUGGCAUUCCUCAGGAGAAUGCAGACCACGACGACUUCGAUGCAAAUCAACUGUUGAACAAGAUCAAUGAACCACCAAAGCCAGCUCUCAGACAAGGUUCCCUGCCUGCUACCAAAUCUGCUGAGAAUGCCUUUGAGAACCCUUUUACUAAAGACCCUUUUAAUUCAUCCUCACAAGUCUCUUUGUCUACUCCUCAAUCUACAGUUUCUGAUGUAUACAGAGCUUCUUUUGCAAAUCCGUUUGCAUAA